Molecule: messenger RNA, 2298 nt
Organism: Alosa sapidissima (American shad)
Lineage: Eukaryota; Metazoa; Chordata; Actinopteri; Clupeiformes; Clupeidae
Exons: 7
Coding region: 122-2107 (661 amino acids)
Molecular function (GO): GTP binding
Source: RefSeq, a predicted model, not a curated record
CAAGAAAAUUACUUCGGUCCGUGUAUAAGGAAGUCAAACUUCGAAUAGGGAGCUCAAAGAAACCUCUGCGAGUUUUUGUGGAUCUGAUUUUGGACAAGGGUGAAGAAAAUAGCCAGCUAUAAUGUUGGCGGAGAUUCUUCUUGCUACAUGUAUGUGGAUAUUCUACAUCCUCCUGGAAAGGAUGUCUCUUAAAUGGCACAAACCACCUUCUGAGCUGAAGGUCGUUCUGCUGGGUGAGGAGUGGGUAGGGAAAACCUCAGCUGGAAACACCAUCAUGGGCUUCCACGAUUUCCCUGUGACCUACAGCACAGAGCAAGUGACCCGAAGGAGCAGAAUGCUGGAUGGCAGGCUCAUCACAAUAGUGGACACCCCUGGCUGGGACCCCCAAUCUUCUCCAGAUACUCCUCACCGUAUCCUAGAGAGAGCCUGUGGGAGUGCUGCACAAGGGGGGCUAGAAGGCCCUCAUGUCUUCCUGCUAACUCUCCCAGUCUGCCUUGAUGCUGAGUGGAAUAAGAAAGUUGCUGGAAGACUGCAAGGGUUGUUUGGGAAGAAAAUGUGGCAGCACACCAUCCUGCUCUUUACCAGGGCACACCUACUGGGUAGUAAGAGUAUCAAGCAGCAUCUGCAGGGUAAGGGGAAAGCCCUACAAGUCCUGGUCGAGAAGUGUGAGCAUAGGUACCAUGCCCUCGAUAACAUCAACACAGUGAAUGCAGCACAGGUGAAGGAUCUCCUAGUGAAGAUGGAGUGGAUGGUGGAAGAAAAUGGUGGAAGGAGUUUCUGCAUAGAUCAGGAGUUUGGCCUGUUGGAGCAACGCUCAGGACAAGUAGUGAAGAUGGCUGGUCAGGAGGAGACUUUUAACACAAAUGAGAGAGAGGAGGUAGAGUUCAUGAGGCUACUGGAGUUGGUCAAGAGACAACUGGUUGAUCACGAAGAGAAGAGGUGGCGGGAAAGCUACAGAGGAGAGCCAACAGGACAGGGCUGUGGGAUCAUGGGAGUUGGAGAGGAGGAACCGUAUGGAAUGAAGGAAGAUGAUGAGCAUGCUGGUGAGGGGACUGAAUUUGCAGACGGACAGUGUGAUGAAUCUGAGCACGAGUCCGAGAAACUUGAGCUGGAGGAAGUGGUUGAAUCUGUUCUUGAUGAACAGUCGUGGACCGUUCAUGAAGACGAGGAAAUGAAGGUCUUAAGGAAUGGGUUGCUAUCUGCCUUAGAUCCUCAUGGUGUGGAGGGUAGGAAGUUGAAGGGGCAUCACUACUUCAUUGAAAUAGAUAGAGAGAUUGAGACAUCACCAGCAGAAAGUACAGAAUUGGAGACUAAAAAUGAAGGUGUGGAGAAUGAGCCAUGCUGUUUGUUAGACACCAGCGAGGAUGGUCAGGCAACAUACCAAAAGCAAGCAUUCGAUCCACAGUUUACAGUAGAGACUACAACUGACGAUUGUCAUAAUGCCCCAGGAAACAUAAAACCUAAAAACCAAAAGAAAGGAAGUGGUGUGCCUGAAGACAGCAAACAGAUGGUGGGAAUUAAGGUUCUCAACCACAUAUAUCCACAUGAUAUCGAGGGCGUCCUGGCUUCCAUGUCUCCAGAAGAAAAUGCUCAAGAGAGGUCUGUUGGAGAGAGCACUGAGGACAAAGGAAAUAAUGAUAGUAAGGACAUUUGGACAAAUGCUCCUGUGCACCCACCCAUGGAGGAGAAACUCAAGAGUCCAGCCACAGGCAACAACAUGCUUCAGUGUACCAAACACCACAUCCAGGAGGAAGAGAAUGCUUAUGAGGAUAGAAAAUAUGAAGGAAUCCUGGAGAAAGAAUGUGAUGGCAAUGAAAGCAAUGAUGAGUCUAUCGGUGACAAAGGCGAGGCCAAAAAGCAGCGAAGUUCAAACACGAUCCAUAAAAGGAGCCGCAGCUUUGACUUUGUACAUGAUUUUACAGGAGUAAAAGCAGGAAGAGUAAAGACACAGAGCUUGAGAAGAAGUCGAAGCCUGGAGAGAUAUGAUAAAUUUAACAAGGAAGACAACAUGGCAGGACAGCCAAAAAUACCACAUGGACAAAAUUAUUCAAAAAGGGAACGCGGUAGGCAACAGCGCACCUUGGCAAGAGGGAGAGGACUGGUCUGAAAGGUCUGCUCAGGAAGAAAUGGAGCUGGUUGAAGCAGACAGCGGAUUAAGGAGGGCCACUUCUCUAUGCAGGGGAAAACAGAAGAUUUGACCAUUUGAACUGAAAAGAAAUGCUGUAGUGUUAUACCGGGCAACGUAUUGACCGAUUUCUAUUAACCUAAUCUUAUCUCUCUCUGGCUGUGUCCGAAACU